Molecule: messenger RNA, 1395 nt
Organism: Sorghum bicolor (sorghum)
Lineage: Eukaryota; Viridiplantae; Streptophyta; Magnoliopsida; Poales; Poaceae
Product: RNA-binding protein 42
Exons: 6
Coding region: 261-974 (237 amino acids)
Molecular function (GO): mRNA binding
Source: RefSeq, a predicted model, not a curated record
AAAAGAGCGUUUCCAAAUACAUCCCCAAUCCCAUCACCAUCACCCUCAAUCUCAAUUUCUUCUGCUCCCCAAAAACACAGAUCCGUAGCCUAGCCGCGUGCUUGCCAGAAAGAUCGAGCGGAAGGCGGGCAGGCCGGCGGUAGGCGCAUAGAUGCAGGGGUGAGGGCACGGGCGGCAGCGCUUGACGGGCGACGAGUAAACCCUAACGUUUCGAUCGCGGGCGGAAGCGUCUGAGCCAGUCCCCGAGUCGAUCCGCCGCCAUGCCUGUCAAUCCUCCUCCCCCGCCGCCUCCUGGGUCGUCGUCUUCGGCUCCGGCGGGGCCCAGCUACUUCCCUCUCCCUUUCCAUCUGCAGCAGCACCAGCCGCCGCCGCAGAUGCCGCCGCCUAUGGCGGCGAACAGCUACCAGCAGUACCAGCAACAGCUGCAUCAGGCGCAUCAGCUCUUCCAGCGGGACGCGCAGACCAUCACCCCCGAGGCGCUGCAGAGUGUCAAGGCUGCCAUCGCCACCAGCGACGUCCUCGACCCCGCCGCCGCCGCUAACGCCAGGCCCUCCGAUCCCUCUACCAGCAAGAAGCCCAUUCCACGCCGCGCUGCCGGACAAUCCUGGGAGGAUCCUACCCUCACUGACUGGCCCGAAAACGACUACCGGCUCUUCUGUGGAGAUCUAGGCAACGAAGUUAAUGAUGAUGUUCUCUCCAAAGCAUUCUCACGGUUUCCAUCCUUCAACAUGGCAAGGGUUGUUAGAGAUAAGAGGACUGGCAAAACUAAAGGUUAUGGAUUUGUGAGCUUUUCAAACCCUACUGACCUGGCUGCAGCAAUAAAAGAGAUGAAUGGAAAGUAUGUUGGGAACCGCCCUAUUAAAUUGCGUAAGAGUAACUGGAAGGAGAGGACAGAUGUUGAGGCUCUAGAAAGACAAAAGAAUCAUGUCCAUAGGAAGCCUAAAAUUCUGAAGAAGAGUAUUCUUCACAAGUAGAGAUAUAGAGGGUGAAGGCCAGCUCAUGGUCAUGUGCUGCUGUGGUGCUGCCUUCGAAAGAUGCUACUUCUGGAAUCUGGAAUCUCUUCACUCUCUGCACUACUCGGGGUGGAAUCACACAAGGGCUGUUGUUUCAUGGAAAUUGGCAACGAGCUGCAGCUGCCUUUUGGUCGAUGGGGUUGUGGGCUUGUGAACAUAGCGUUAAGUGCCACCCGAGGCAACUUGUGCUCCGUUUUACUGUUCCCCCUAGUACCUUCACAUGGUGCUCAUUUGAGAUGUUGGAGUUGUGUCAUGGCUACUGACUAACGAGGCCUUGGCAAGUUGGCAUUAUUAGAUGGCUUCCUUGGUUGGGAGCUGAACAAGAACCAAAUGGGAAUUUCAAUUUGGGUUUCAACAAGUAAUAACAUGACGUGUUGGACUA